This is a messenger RNA of Kluyveromyces marxianus DMKU3-1042, 465 nucleotides long. It is a transcript of the gene LDB7, whose product is annotated as Ldb7p. Gene Ontology annotation, cellular component: RSC-type complex. The transcript has a single exon. NCBI's taxonomy places the organism in Eukaryota, Fungi, Ascomycota, Saccharomycetes, Saccharomycetales, Saccharomycetaceae. Gene Ontology annotation, biological process: chromatin remodeling. Bases 1 to 465 code for a protein of 154 amino acids. The record is from RefSeq and is a predicted model, not a curated record.
AUGGGUUAUUACGAUGCUAUAAGUGCUCUGAAUGUAGCGGAUGGACCUGAGCAAGUUGCCUUCACAAAAAAUCAGCUAGUCUUCUUAGCGAAGGAAGAAAUUCAACAGAGGAAAGAUAGAGAUACAUUGAAGAAAAGCGAUGAGGUAGAAGGAAGACGCGUUCCUGUGCAUGAAUAUUUGGGUCCACUCUCAGCCAAACAGGCCGAGGCGGCAGCUUUUGCAGAAUACCAUUGGGACCAUCAGUUGCUAGGGCCCUAUGUGCCAAAAUCGAAACUAGAAUCAUUAUCUGCCACGGAAUUUGCAGCGUACUUUGACAAGAGACAAUUCGAAGAGGGAAGACGUGCGUUGGAACGAGUAAGUAUGGUUCCCGCAGUGGUUCUACCGAUAAACAAUGGUCCAGGUGAGGUUGUUUACGGGGACAUGGGGGGUAGGCCACGUCAUCAACAAAGACAAUACAGACAGUGA